AUGUACUCGGUCUGGACGCGCGCGAACUCCGUGUUCUUCGGGUCGCUCACGGCGCUCGCAAUCAUGUGCGCGCUCACGGCCUUCAGCACGUACCUGCACGAGUCCGCGCCGGUCGUGCGCCGCCUCGACCUCGUCAAGCUCCACUCACUGCGCAAUUACCGCGACAAAGCCGACCGCGCGACGCUUUCGUUCGCCCUCGACGCUGACCUGAGCUCGGUGUUCAACUGGAACGUCAAGCAGCUGUUCGUGUACGUGGUGGCCGAGUUCGCGAGCGCCAGCAACGCCCGCAACGAGGUCGUGAUCUGGGACAAGAUCGUGCAGACGAAGGAGGACGCGGGCCUCCUGCAGUUCCAAGAGGAGGGGGUCAAGUACUUCCUGGCCGACCAGCACGACGAGCUGCGAGGGGCCAACGUGACCCUCCGACUCGAGUGGGACAUUAUGCCCGUGUGCGGUCGCAUCUUUGUGCACACGGGUGCCACCAAGGCCAACUUUGCGCUGCCGGAAGAGUACCAAGGCAAGGCGCCCAAGACUGGUGGACAAUACUAG
Molecule: messenger RNA, 546 nt
Organism: Hyaloperonospora brassicae
Lineage: Eukaryota; Oomycota; Peronosporomycetes; Peronosporales; Peronosporaceae
Source: the annotation of a GenBank genome assembly